Molecule: messenger RNA, 1224 nt
Organism: Sturnus vulgaris (Common starling)
Lineage: Eukaryota; Metazoa; Chordata; Aves; Passeriformes; Sturnidae
Gene: NDUFA9
Product: NADH:ubiquinone oxidoreductase subunit A9
Cellular component (GO): mitochondrion
Molecular function (GO): protein-containing complex binding
Source: RefSeq, a predicted model, not a curated record
CACAAGAUGGCGGCGGCGGCGCGCUGCGCCCGCGGGCUGGGGCUGCCAAGGGCAGGCCAUGGAAUUUCUGUCCUGACUGCAGCACCGUCGGUGUUGCUGCAGCACCGGCAGGUCCAUCACGCUGUGAUCCCUCAUGGGAGAAGUGGAAGAUCCUCUGUCAGUGGCAUUGUGGCCACUGUCUUUGGAGCCACAGGUUUCCUGGGACGAUACGUUGUCAACCGCUUAGGUCGCAUUGGCUCUCAAGUCAUCAUCCCCUAUCGCUGUGAUCAGUAUGACCUGAUGUAUCUGCGGCCCAUGGGCGACCUGGGGCAGCUUCUCUUCAUGGAGUGGGACUGUCGGGACAAAGAUUCCAUCCAAAGAGCCGUGCAGCACAGCAAUGUGGUCAUUAAUCUUAUUGGAAAGGAAUGGGAAACAAAAAACUUCAGAUUUGAAGAUGAAUUUGUAAAUAUUCCUCAAAGUAUUGCACAGAUAAGUAAGGAAGCAGGUGUGGAAAAGUUCAUUCAUAUCUCUCACCUGAAUGCUAACAUGAAGAGUCCUUCCAAAUACCUCAGGAACAAAGCUGUUGGAGAGAAGAUGGUGAGGGAAGAAUUUCCAGAUGCUGUAAUUUUGAAGCCCUCUGAGAUGUUCGGGAGAGAGGACCGAUUUCUCAAUCAUUAUGCAAACAUGCGCUGGUUUGGUGGUGUGCCUCUUAUUUCUCUGGGCAAAAAAACAGUCAAGCAACCAGUCUAUGUGGUUGAUGUAGCAAAGGCAAUUAUUAAUGCAAUUAAGAAUCCUGAUGCAAAAGGAAAAACAUAUGCCUUGGCUGGCCCUCACCGGUACCUCCUGUAUGACAUGGUCGAGUACAUCUACACCAUUUCCCACCACCCCUUCAUUCCCUACCCACUGCCACGGCCUCUCUACCAUUUAGUUGCAAGAUUCUUCGAGAUGAAUCCAUUUGAACCGUGGCUGACACGGGACAAGGUGGAUCGGUUUCACACAACAGACAUGACAUUUCCUGACCUUCCUGGUUUUGAAGAGCUGGGGAUUGAACCAACCCCCCUGGAACAAAAGGCCAUCGAAGUCCUGCGCCGUCACCGCAGGUUCCGCUGGUUGGAUGCUGAGCUGGAGGAAGUAAAGCCAAAAACACAGCCCAUGUAACAGCUGGCAAGGGGGAUACUUAAAGCUUCUUAAACUGCCUUUGGAUGACCCAACCUCUUUGGAGAACUGUGUACAUACUGAGUAAAA